This is a messenger RNA of Tribolium madens (black flour beetle), 1725 nucleotides long. RefSeq names its product spermine oxidase-like. Bases 58 to 1644 code for a protein of 528 amino acids. The record is from RefSeq and is a predicted model, not a curated record. Gene Ontology annotation, molecular function: polyamine oxidase activity. NCBI's taxonomy places the organism in Eukaryota, Metazoa, Arthropoda, Insecta, Coleoptera, Tenebrionidae. The transcript has 5 exons.
GCUGUCAAACUUCCACAUUUCAAGUCAAAAUUGUCAAAUUCUCAGUUUAAAAAAAAAAUGUUGCCAAAACCAUCCCUGUUAGUACCCCUCCAAUCCAGCCGCCUCCUGCAACUACUUGCCCGCCUCUGCCAUGGCAAAGCCCCCGACAAACCCGCCCCCAAAAAAUCCGACCUCGAAGUAUGCACAAUCGCGGAGUGCAUGGUCGAUCCCUGCAAACCGGAACCCGCCGUCGUGAUCAUCGGUGCAGGAAUUGCAGGACUAUCAGCAGCACAACGUCUCGCCCAAUGCGGAUUAACCAACUUUACGGUGUUGGAAGCCACCGACAGACCAGGCGGCAGGAUUCAUUCCUGCUGGCUAGGCGACGUCAUCGCCGAAAUGGGAGCACAGUUCAUAGAGGGCGGUUGUAUCGGCAACCCGGUUUAUAAUUUAGCCGCACAAGAAGGGCUUCUAAAGCCGCCUCUGCAAAGGGCCAAACCCUUGAGUGGGAUUUUCUGUACCAGCGAUGGGCGGGCUAUUGACCAACCGGUGGCCGUUUUAGCCUUUCAGACUUUCAAGCAGAUAGAAAACGAAGCUGCGAGUUUGUUUAGUAUGGGUGGCGCGAAGCAACACGGCUCGCUUUUGAAUUUUUUGAGUUUAAGGAUUCAGCAAGAGCUGCAGAAUUUUCCCGAUGAGCAGAAGUACGACGUGGCGAGGAUUAUGUACGGGAUGACCAAUGCAGUCAGGACAAAAUGUGGCGAAGAUUUGAGCCAAGUCAGCGCCGACAACUACGGCAGUUUCAUCCAAAUCCCGGGGGGCCAAAUCCGCAUUCCCCUUGGCUUCAUCGGCGUCCUCUCUCCAUUGAUGCGCGAACUCCCUGAAAACGCCCUUCGUCUUAACAAGCCCGUGGGUAACAUUCGAUGGGGCGCAGUCCAGGCUCGUAAUAAAGGGGGCCCUCGGGCCGUAGUCCAAUGCUGCGACGGCCAAGAAUUCCCCGCCGACUACGUCAUCCUCACCGUAUCCCUGGGAGUCCUCAAGGAACACGCCGACAAGAUGUUCUGCCCCGCUCUCCCCUCCAGCAAAAUGGACGCAAUCAACAACAUUGGCUACGGCAACGUCGAUAAAAUCUUUCUCGAUUAUGACCGACCCUUUUGGGUUUGGUGCGAAGGGGGUAUUAAUUUCGCCUGGUCCCCGGAUGAACUCGCCAAUAGGACUGACUGGACUAAAGGACUCAGCGCAAUUGAGGAAGUGCAUGGGAGUAAGCACGUCCUUUGUGCUUAUAUUUCCGGCCCGGAGGCGGCCAUUAUGGAACACGCGAGUGAUGAGGAGGUCGCGGAAGGGAUCACUAGGAUUUUGAGGCAGUUCACAGGAGAUGCCUCUUUGCCGUAUCCCUCAACGGUAUUGAGGUCCAAAUGGGCAACAGACCCAUUUUUCUGUGGGUCUUACAGUUACAUGGGUUUGAAUUCACAUGUGGGACAUCAGUGUGACUUGAGUUGCCCAGUUCCGGGCACGUGUGAACCCAUUCCGCCCAUUUUGUUAUUUGCAGGAGAAGCCACGUGUGCUGGGCAUCAUUCCACGGUACAUGGGGCAAGAUUGAGUGGGAUUAGGGAGGCAGAGAGGGUGAUACAAUUGACAAAAUCAUACGGAGGGCCCCCACCCUCGAUCUAACAGAGGAUCGGUUGUUUAGAUUUUUUUUGAGUAAAUUGAAGUGUCUAGUCGAGUAUUUUAAUAAAAGUAAUUGAUUGCUGA